AUGAUCUCCAAGUCCUUUGACUUCCCUGUCCUUAGCGACACCAAGCCCACUGACCACUCCCUACCUGCCUUCAUGGUCUCGACUACACGUGGCUUUCUCCCCCGUCAAGACCCUAUCGUUACACUGCCCAAGGAGUUUGCUGCUGCGGAAUCCCUCCUCCAACGCAUGCCCAUCAAGACAUUGUCAGGCGAACCUGGGCUUCUUUCGAACUUCACCUUCGGGGAGACGUUGUUGAAGGAGCUCCCUGACCUCAGUGCAGAGGUAGAGAAGUACAAGGAUGACCUUGUGGUGAUGAACGCCCUGUAUCGUGACUAUUCCUUCUUGGCAUCGGCGUACUUGUUUGAACCGUGUCAUGAGAGGUUCAUGAGGGGAGAGGAGUAUGGCUUGGGUAGGCAAAGUUUGCCGAGGUGUAUUGCGUUGCCUAUUGUCAAGGUUGCUGAGCUUGCUGGCUUCAAGCCUUUUAUGGAGUAUGCUGGCUCGUAUGCUCUCUUCAACUACCGAUUUGAAGAUGCUUCCAAGGGACUCGAGUAUGAUAACCUUCGUUUGAUCCGUGCUUUUGAAUGUGGACUUGAUCCCACUUCGUCAGAGGCUGGCUUUGUACUUGUGCAUAUUGCCAUGGUCAAGGAAUCUGGCGCGUUGAUCAAAGGUGCUGUCGAGACAUUGGAGGGUUGCAUAGGCGAGGACCGGGAACGAUUCGAUGACGGUCUGCGCACAUUAGUCGGUGGUAUGACCAAGGUCAACGAAGUCAUGAACACAAUGUGGAAGCGCAGCAAACCAUCAGGCUACACCAGCUUCCGUACUUUCAUCUUCGGCAUCACAUCUCAGUCCAUGUUCCCCAACGGCGUCAUCUACGAAGGCGUAAGCGAGGAACCACUGUCAUUCCGCGGAGAGUCCGGCGCAAACGAUAGCAUGGUCCCCAUGUGCGACAAUCUGCUUCAGAUUUCUAUGCCAGAGACGCCACUCACAGACAUCCUGAAGGACUUCCGCCAGUACCGUCCUGGAAAUCACCGGGAUUUUCUCGAGGCAGUCCGUGACACUGCUCAGCAGGCUGGUGUCCGUAAGUUCGCAAUGGGCGAUCGAAUGUCUGCUGCUCUAUACCUCCAAGCUCUUGAUCAAGUGAGGGAUUUCCGGUGGAGGCACUGGUGCUUUACUCGCGAGUACAUCCUCAAGCACACUUCGCACCCUACUGCGACUGGAGGAAGCCCGAUUGUCACAUGGUUGCCAAAUCAACUUACCGCUGUCCUUGAGCAAAUGACAGAGACCGGGCCGCAUUGCGAAGGAGUGAAUGGUGUAAGCGAAAUAAUGGAAAAUGUCAUAACCCAACGGGAGCAGCUAAGAAAGGAGGUUGAGAAGUACUGCAGUGAACGUAAUGUAAAUGGCUCCUGGGAACCGAGACCUCUUGCCAUCGUAUCGCUCCAACGCACUGAACAGCAAUCACCGCCGCCACUCAUCAAUGAUCGCUGCACGGCAUUCCAUGGAACAUUCACCCCUCACACGAAUACCACGAAUAUCACACGUUAUAUUAAUACGGCGAACUUGACGGAAGAUUCGGCAGGGACACCGCUUGAACACACCUUUCACACCACCAUGACCUCACGACAUGCGCCCAAGCAGACGCCGUUAGAGCGGCGCAAGGGAGAAUCCGCAUUGAGUGAUUUUGCCGACUAUGUGCAGAAGCAACAGGCACUGCGACGCCCACCAGGCCAAACCCCCGCCGUCCUCGAAGAUCACGAUGAGCUGAGCAUAUUGGACGAGCUUGGUCUCUCCGACGACACCAAGUCCCAUGUCCGCCUGAAGACGCUUCUGACCGAUCCCGCCGAAGAGAACGUGCCCGCGCUCGCCGAGCAUGUCAAGGAGCGCCUGGCAGAGGGCCAUGGCGAAGUGCUGUUCGACGUUGGACUGGAAGAUAGCGGUGAAUCCAUGGCUUUCACAAAAGAGAACUGGGAUUUUGCAAUGGAGAGGAUAGGCAUAAUCUGCGAGCUGCUCAAGGCCGACUACAAACUUCUGAUGACAAGAAAUGUUGGAGGCCCUGUUGACGUCGGACCUCGCGACGCAAAGGACACAGGAGCCAGUGGAAAGUUGAUCUUGCGGAAACGGCCCGAGAAUGUUGAUGAUGUGAUUGAGACGAGGAUAGCAGUCGUAGGAAAUGUCGAUGCAGGUAAAAGCACUAUGCUGGGUGUGCUUGUCAAGGGUGGGCUCGACGAUGGUCGUGGUAAAGCGCGUGUCAACCUUUUUCGACACAAGCACGAAAUUGAGAGUGGACGAACUAGCUCUGUUGGAAUGGAGAUCAUGGGCUUCGACAGCAAAAGCGAGGUGGUUGUUUCGAAUGUUGCAGGUCGCAAACUUACUUGGGAGGAGAUUGGACGACGUGCUGCCAAAGUCAUCAGUUUUACAGAUCUGGCAGGACACGAGAGAUACUUGCGCACUACCGUAUUUGGCCUGCUGUCUAGUGAGCCCAACUACUGUCUGUUGAUGGUCGCUGCCAACAACGGAUUGGUCGGUAUGAGCAAAGAACAUCUCGGAAUCGCACUCGCACUCAACGUACCUGUAAUGGUCGUCAUAACUAAAAUCGACAUCUGUCCACCGCAGAUUCUUGAGCAGACCGUCACGCAACUCACUAAAAUUUUGAAAUCCCCUGGAGCACGCAAGAUACCCAUCUUCAUCAAGAAUAGAGAAGAAUGCAUCAAUACGGCAACCCAAUUCGUAUCUCGUCGUAUAUGCCCCAUUUUUCAGGUCUCAAAUGUUACAGGCGACAACCUAGACCUUGUCCGCAUGUUCCUCAAUGUGCUCCCACACCAUGGCAACUACGACAGUUCCGCCCCACUCGAAUUUCACGUCAACGACACAUUUUCCGUCCCCUUUGUUGGCACUGUAGUCUCUGGCGUCGUCAAAUCCGGCAUCAUCCACACGGGCGACACCGUCCUCAUCGGCCCUGAUAGUCUCGGUCAAUUCCAAACCACAAAAGUACGCUCCAUCGAACGCAAACGCAUCCAAGUCCCUGGCUGCUCCGCCGGCCAAUCUGCCAGUUUGGCCCUGCGCAACGUCCGCCGCAAAGACGUCCGCAAAGGCAUGGUCGUCCUGCACAAGGCCGACAAGCCCGAUCCCACAACUGGCCUCCUCCCCACCCCCAAAGUCUACCGCGAAUUCGUUGCUGAAGUCCUCAUCCUCUCCCACGCCACCACCAUCAAGGUUAAGUAUCAGGCGAUGCUGCACGUGGGCCCCGUUUCGCAGACUUGCGCAAUCAUCGAUAUCGAUAGGCAGUACAUUCGCACCGGCGAUCGAGCCCAGGUUGCGUUUCGCUUCGUCCAACGCCCGGAGUAUCUGACGGUCGGGGAUCGCAUCUUGUUUCGAGAGGGGCGCACCAAAGGCUUGGGGAUUGUCAAGCGCGUGGGGUAUGAUGCGCAGCACCCGCUGAACCCGGAGCUGGCGCGGGAGCAGGAUAAACGCAAGGAAGAAGAGAGCCAGGGAGAGGGUGCUGCAUCGUGA
Molecule: messenger RNA, 3486 nt
Organism: Plenodomus lingam JN3
Lineage: Eukaryota; Fungi; Ascomycota; Dothideomycetes; Pleosporales; Leptosphaeriaceae
Source: RefSeq, a predicted model, not a curated record